CGAAGAUGACAGCAUCUGUACAAUACAUCAGAAAACUUUUGGGAAAGGGUAGCUGCGCGACAAACAACUUGUUGAACACUGGACACAAAACACAGAAGAGCACGAAUGACCACAAAACAACCAAAAACAAAGAUGAAACUCAUAAACGAAACAUACAGCAGUCCAGAGACAAUAGAGAGCAUUGCAUAUGGAAAAGUGUCAUUUUAAGAAGAAAAGAAAAUGAAACUUUUGGGUUUGACAUCCAGACAAGCAGUGAUGAGGGAACGGUCAGUGCAGAGCAGGAUUUGGGCACAUGUGUGUGUUGGGUGAAAGAGAACAGUCUCGCAGAGUGUUAUGGGUUAAUAACAGGUGAUGCUAUUGUCUCAGUCAACAGUGUGCAUACCACAGGAUUCCCUUGUCAGCAGAUCAAGGAUCUGAUUCAAAAGUCCUGCCUCUUAAAGAUGGAGAUUAUCAGGGGUGCUACAGUAAAACAUAGACAACUGUUUGGGAAGCUGUAUCUCCUGCAGCGACAGCUUACAGAGAAACAUGAAGAGCUUCAGACAAUUAUCACACAGGAAGUGCGUCUGCAAGGAGGUGCCAUGGAAGGCAUCCAGAAACCCCCUACCAUCCUACAGGAUCCCCUGAUACCCUCUGCUGAUGGUACUGUUUGAUAAGGAGGCAGCUAGAAUGGCAGAACUAUCCUGUACAGACUUGAAAAUGGAACUUGUGGGAGACCAGCAAGAAGAAUCAAGGUCCCUACAAGAGAUCUUUUUACAAAAGUAACAGCCACAACGGUGUUGGAUUCAACCUACAAAUUGCUCAUGAAUGACCCUACAAAAAUAUAAUACAAGUUAAGCUUAAUCGACAGCAUUUGUGGCAUAACAUGUAUUACCAUCGAAAAUUAUUUCGACUCAUCGUGUGUAUUUAAAAACAAAACACUGUUACAGUGGAUGUGAAAAGGGCCAGUCCAUACACUUUAAAAUUCACAGUUUCAAAAGUAUAGCCACAAGAUGUAACAUUUUAGGUGUUAAAAUGGUUUACGUCCACAUAAAUCCGGAUACAUUUUAAAAUGGCACUAUCGUUUUCGAAACGCUCUCCUUUGAAAAAAAAAAACGCUCUGCCAUUUUCAAGUAUUUUGCUUGUCCAUAUUGAAACGUAUAAAACCUCUUAAAUCUCCUUAAUGCACAUGCAAAAUUUGCCAUUCCAUGUACGGUCUGAAAAGCAAUUCCCUUACAAAAAAUCUAGAGUUCUGGCAGACUAGCCAGAAACUUGCAACAAAUUUGCCACUCACUAUUUUCACAUGAAAAUGAGCUUGUGAUUCGCUGCAAAUGUUUGCCAGAAGUUUACAUCUCUUCACAGGUAGUGUCCAACCUGCAGCAAACCUUUGGCAACAAUGGACAAUUUGCCACAAGUUUGCUGCAAAUCUUAUUUGCAUGUGAAUAUGAUCAGUGGCGAAUUUGCGGCAAGUUUGCAACAAAGUUGCAAUGAACUCUCGAUUUUUGUAAGGGUUGUCCUCUUGUUCGAGUGCCGGACAGCAAUUCCAAGUAAACGUCUUGCUGCCUUUUGAAGGAAUGCAAUGUGAAGGUUGUACAAAGUAACAUUUAACUUUAACAGUGCUAUCAAAGUAGCAGGCACAACAUGGGCAGCCAUCUUGAUUGUUUUUGGUUGAAUGGAUCACAUGACUGCGUCACAUGACAACAUAUACAUCAUCAUUUUCAGAUAUCUCCAUUUCCCUGUCCACACUACAACGCGAAGACGGCAUUUUCAAAUGUAUCCACUUGAAAGAGUGUUUACAAAAAGCUUUGAUUUCACUGUAAGAAAAGAAUGUUCUGUGUGGACGGAAGGCCAAAACGUAGAGAAAAAGCUGCGUUUUCAAACUAAAACGUAUUAGUGUGGACUUGACCUUGUGUAAUGUUAUAUCCAAUAUUACAACUUUGUUGUCAUGACAAAGUAAUGUUUUAUUACUCUAAAAUCAUGUAGUACAGAUAUUUUAUCACACUAAAAUGCAUGUUAAAAUACAUGGUAACAUGUUGUAUAAUGUUAAUUCCAUUGUUUCUUACUGUAACCAAUUUUUGAUUAUUAAAUGAAAAUUAACGAGAGACGAGUCGAAAUUAUUUUCUGUGGUAAAUUGUAAUCAACAUUAUGUUACAAAUGCUGUCGGUUGAGCUUAACUUGUAUGAACCUGUAACAUUCAUUUAAGCUGGAAUGAGAGAAAGUAAUUUAAAAACAUUUUUAAUCUUUUUGUAUUAUUGUACUGCAUUUGUGUACAGUAUGUGUAUUAGUGGUAUCAUUAUUUAUUAUUUGCUAUACAACAUUUUUUAUUUUAU
This is a messenger RNA of Xyrauchen texanus (razorback sucker), 2306 nucleotides long. Its product is annotated as cytohesin-interacting protein. The transcript is spliced from 8 exons. Gene Ontology annotation, molecular function: protein binding. NCBI's taxonomy places the organism in Eukaryota, Metazoa, Chordata, Actinopteri, Cypriniformes, Catostomidae. The record is from RefSeq and is a predicted model, not a curated record. Bases 6 to 650 code for a protein of 214 amino acids.